Messenger RNA from Dovyalis caffra, 414 nucleotides. Lineage: Eukaryota; Viridiplantae; Streptophyta; Magnoliopsida; Malpighiales; Salicaceae. The record is from the annotation of a GenBank genome assembly.
AUGCAAUUCUUGGUAUGUGAAUCGAUAAUAUGGGAACUCGGAUGCCUAAAGUUCUUACUUGGGUGGCUAGCUAAGGUGCUACCCAUAGAUGCUACCCGAGGUGAUAUAUCCGAUAUGAGAUCAAAGGAGCCUAGGAUGCUACUCGGGAUGGCAUUAGGAGAGUCCAAGUUGCUACCUAGGAUAAAAUCGGAGAAGCCUAAAAGGCUCCUUGUUAUUGAAUGGGAUGUAAUUAGAGGAGUCCAAAUUGCUAUUAGGAAUGGCAUAGGAUGGAAACAGGAGUCCAAGACUUUACCCGGGACAAAACCGAGGCACAAUGACUCUAAAGUUUUGUUGAGCAUGAUAAUCCUCGGUGUCAAGUGGGAAGAUAAUUUUUGCUUCUCGGAGGAAGAUGGUCGCGAGUUCCUUGAGAUAUAG